Messenger RNA from Clupea harengus (Atlantic herring), 3007 nucleotides. It is a transcript of the gene eral1, whose product is annotated as Era like 12S mitochondrial rRNA chaperone 1. Gene Ontology annotation, cellular component: mitochondrial matrix. The record is from RefSeq and is a predicted model, not a curated record. Gene Ontology annotation, molecular function: GTP binding; ribosomal small subunit binding; rRNA binding. Lineage: Eukaryota; Metazoa; Chordata; Actinopteri; Clupeiformes; Clupeidae. Gene Ontology annotation, biological process: ribosomal small subunit assembly.
ACUGGAGCUCUCUAUUAGCAGUGCAUUCUAAGUGGUUUGUUUUUGUAGUCCCUGGCUUUCAGAGCCAGAUGAUGACAGAUUGUAAGCCACCUGAUAUCUUUCAUCCUCCCCGGUGGAGGUGUUUGUUCCGCCCUGAGCUGGUCCUGGUGGACUAACAAGCAGCCGGCACGUUUGAUGGGCAAUAGGAAAACACAUCUGUUCUCCCUGGCUUUACUUCAGUGGAGGAAAACAGCAUAAACAACCUCACUACCCCAGCCUCAUUUCUCACAUGUACCCUGGCAUCUCCCUGAAGAAACAGCUCAUCAUUACAGGAAGACUGCUGUAUUUCAGCAUCCUUCACUGCAAUGGCAGCCUUUACAAUGGCAAAAUGGCCCAAAAACCUGAAUGUAUUUUAAUACAUCCUUUAGCAGUUGUAAUGAUACUGUGUUCUCUCAUGUGAGACAUGUGUCUCAUGUUGUCCGCUAGAUGUCAGCAAAGAAAAAGUGUAUGCACAUCUCAACGAGAAAGCUUCUCUUUGCUCAGGAAGCUCUCUUUGACGAAAGCAAGAUGUCUGCGUCCUGAGCACAAUGUGAAAAAUAAACAAAUAGUCCACACGUUAAUAUGUAACCUUGAUACUUUGUUUGUCCAAAAAUUUGUAGUGAUCGCAGAGCUCAUAGAACUUCUGUGCAAUGGCCUUACGCGUAUGUCAUUCAGCUUUUCGAAAAUCUCUUUGCAGAGCAAUCAACACAAACUUCACUGCGCCACUGGAAAAUGCGUCACCAUCCCUACGAACAGGUUCUUCAACUCUUCGUCUCCGGACAAAUAGGCAAAGUGUAUUUCACUUCACUCCUGCCUGUUAUAUUGCUUCGGGGGUGAUUUUGGACAGAUUGGCAAAAGGCAAAGCGCCAGGCACGGAUGACGGUCUUGGCCACCGUCCAACAGCAGUUCCGCCAGAGCCAGGUGAGCACCUGUCACUUCUUCUGAGACAUCCAGACCAACCUGAGAAUCCCAGACUUAUAAGAGUCGCAGUCGUAGGUGCCCCAAAUGCUGGAAAAUCAACAUUAACUAACCAGUUGCUGGGCAGGAAGGUGUUUGCAGUUUCAAAGAAAGUACACACAACAAGAUCUCUUGCCCUUGGUGUCUUUACAGAGGAUGACACCCAAAUUAUUUUACUUGACACUCCUGGACUUACCACCCCAGCGAAGGCAAAAAGACACCAGCUGGAAGACUCCUUGCUUGUGGAUCCGUCAAAUUCUUUACAAGAAGCUGACCUAGUCGUUGUACUGGUGGAUGUCUCAGACAAGUGGACUCGCAACAAACUGGACUUUGAGGUGCUGAAGUGUCUGGCCCAGAAUCCACACAUCCCAGCUGUCCUUGUUCUCAAUAAGGUGGACCUGCUGAAGGGCAAAAACAUGUUACUGGACAUUACAGCAGAGCUGACUGAGGGGGUAGUCAAUGGGAGAAGGAUAAGUGUCAAAGCAGCAGCAGCAGCAACAAGGACAUUUAAGAAGAGAGGAGAUGUUGAGGAAUCAGACCCUGCAGACACAAGAGCGGUGGAGCUUGUCACAGGAGACCACAGCUCACGAAGGUUAAGCAGAGAAGAAAUGAGAGCACUGCGAUCCCAGAGAGGAUGGUCACAUUUCAAGGACGUGUUUAUGGUGUCGGCCCUGGAUGGCGAGGACGUUGAGACACUCAUGAGGUAUUUUAUGGUUGAGGCAAAGCCUGGUUCAUGGUUAUACCACAGUGAGGUUCUGACCGAUCAGAGCCCUGAAGACAUGUGUAGAAAUGCCGUCAGAGAGAAACUUCUGGAAUACCUUUCCCAGGAGGUGCCGUAUACCAUGACCCAGCAUAUUGAGCUGUGGAAGGAGCUGGAGAGUGGGGCACUUGCCAUAUCUGUGAAACUUCAUGUGAUGAAAGAAAGUCAUAUGAAAAUGGUGAUCGGCGCAGGUGGGCAACUGAUUGCCAAAAUUGCACGUGAGGCGGGUGAAGAUCUCACACGAGUUUUCCUGCGGGACGUGCAGUUGAAGAUCACAGCAAAGGUGAAGAACUGAGGAUGUCUGGGAUGUUUGUCUCAGAAAAACCCCUUUUCAUUGGUGACAUUCAGUUUCAACCAGCUUUGACCUCCGAGCUCAGUACGGACUCAUUGCUGCAGCUUGUCUUAGUGAGGUGAUGAUUACAAGACAUGCACUGCUGGCUGUGAUGGACAAGUAGCACACGUACACAAGUAGCACCAGUUGUGGUGGCUUACUGAUGAGGAAAAUGUAUGAGACUUCUUUUUGAUGUCAUACGUGUUACUGUUGCUCAUUAUCUGCCAUAUUGUUUGUCCUGUAAAAUAUGGAUUCAUAAUGUUCAAGAUGUAUGUUAAAAUAACAUAAUAAACUCAUUUGCCCUGUCAUUGUAGAAAACGGUUUUAGCCUACAGUCUACAGAUUCACAAAGCUUUACCCAGAAAAGUCCACCAAAAUCUAUAACUAAAUGUUCCUUAGAUUCCCCUCCUCCUCUCUGCAUCUAUAUUUUCAUUCCGCUUAAAAGGUCUUUUGACCUCCUUCCUUUCUGCAGUCUCUCCCAAGUCAGUAGCCACAGGAAGGCACUUAGCCUCAGAGGACAAGAGAGCCUCUAAUGGAAUGCAAAAUGGAGCACUGUCCUGGCUAUGAAAUGGGUUGGAUAAUGGCGAUCGGGUGCCUCUCUGUCCCACUGUUUUAAGUUUGUGCAGCAGUCAGUUUUAUCUAGGUCAUCUUGAUCUUGAAUCUAAAGCUAUAGCGCUGACAGGGAAGGACAGGGCAGGGCAGGGCAGGGCAGGGCAGGGCAGGGCAGUCCUCUCUCCCGCCACUGAAUCAUGGCUUGGUUCACUGAGGUCAGACACAAGGAGAGGAGGGCACAGCGAGUUGGACAACUUGGAGGCAGAAUAACCAGAGCUUCUACUGCUGUGGGGAGAGUGAAGAGACUGUGGCCGCAAAUGUGUGAUUUGUGAAAAAUGUCUGACAUAUUUAACAUAAAAAAUUAAAUAAACAUAUAAUUGUUUCAGUAAA